Colletotrichum abscissum is the source of this 984-nucleotide messenger RNA. RefSeq names its product G2/mitotic-specific cyclin. Gene Ontology annotation, cellular component: cyclin-dependent protein kinase holoenzyme complex; nucleus; spindle pole body. Gene Ontology annotation, molecular function: cyclin-dependent protein serine/threonine kinase regulator activity. Gene Ontology annotation, biological process: mitotic cell cycle phase transition; regulation of cyclin-dependent protein serine/threonine kinase activity. The transcript has 3 exons. Lineage: Eukaryota; Fungi; Ascomycota; Sordariomycetes; Glomerellales; Glomerellaceae. The coding region runs from base 1 to 984 and encodes 327 amino acids. The record is from RefSeq and is a predicted model, not a curated record.
AUGGCGCGCUUACACAAAGCAGAUGACGAGUGGUGUCUGCCCCAUGAAGAUGACUCGGAAAUCAUCAAAGAGUAUGACAGCGCUAGCCUCACUGCUUUGAGAAUACUUGAACGAAAGGCUUUGCCUCUAUUCCAUUACAUGGAGAUCCAAGAGUGCGUGAAGAAUGGAUGGGCGUCGCGGUUGCGGAUCUGUACAAAGUUCAUCCAGUUCGGCACUUACCUCCGCAUCCCCCUCGAGACGGUCCACCUAGCGGUGAGCUGCCUUGACCGCUUUCUCUCGGUUAGGGUUAUUUCAGAAUACCAUCUUGACCUAGUCGGAGCAGUCAUUUUCGCCAUCGCGGUCGAGUUCGAAAGAUUGAGCGUACCUUCUGUGUUUGAACUCGAUAGUAGCCUUGUAGAGCGGUACCAACCAGGAGACAUCCCAUUCAUCAAGUCAGUCGUAGUUGAAGUUUUGGAUAACACGCUCAAAACACCGAGCCCGUUCAUGUUCCUUCGCCGGAUCAGCACCGCAGACACGAAGGCGGCGGCCAUACUCUCCCUUGCGCAGUAUCUAUCGGCAUGCAGUCUACUAGAUGCAAGAUACGUCGGGAUUGAACCGAGCCGCAUUGCAGCAGCGGCUUACCAUCUUGCUCUGCGGAUCGCGUUCAAGGGGAGUUGUCUUGAACUCAACUGGAGCGACAAGCACGUCAAGCUCUCUGGCUACUUGGCGGUAGAGCUGAGACCACUGAUGGCUGCACUGUGGAACACCAGCCAACAGGAACAAAUCAACGCACCUAUCAAAGCCAUGAGGGUUGGCCAGUUUCAAGAAGCUGCUAGGGUUGUAGAACGUACCUCCGAGAGCGUCUUCUUUCCACGAUGUUUCAAUCCGUGGGAGUACGAGGGCCUGUACAUACCGUCUUGGGACGAGUCAACAGGCAGCUCGUUAGAAAACGUCUCAAGCUCGUCAGAAUGUAGCUCACAAGGCGGAUGCGAAGAGGGCAUAUGA